AAAAUUGACUGUCCCAAGGGGGUCUAUGGAGCUGGCUGCUCUUCAGAAUGUCAGUAUGUGGAGGAGAACACCCUGGAAUGCAGUGCCAAAAAUGGCAGUUGCACCUGCAAAUCUGGUUACCAAGGCAACAGAUGCCAGAAAGUCUGGAGCCCCUGGUGUAUCCAGUCUACAGCUCUUGCAAUGCCACUGCCCUGGCAGCCUGCCCUCUCCAGCCAGUACUGUGAUUGCCAAGUUUGUCCACCAGGCACAUAUGGGAAGGACUGUAAACAGGUAUGUCAGUGUUCAGCCGAGAAUGAAAAGUGUCACCCAGUCGCAGGGAGAUAUACCUGUCUUCCUGGCUACCAUGGAAACCGCUGUCAUCUCAGAUGCCCAGAAGGCACUUAUGAUCUAAAUUGCCCAAGGAUGCAUAAGUACCUUAAUGGCGGCAGCUGUGAUACCGUGAUUGGCACCUAUCAUUGCCCUCCUGGCUUCAUUGGGGCCGACUGCAGUCAAACUUGUCCUGAGGAUCACCACGGGCGGAACUGUGUCCAACCGUGUUCUUGUGGCUCAGGACAGUGUGACCCAGUGACUGGAAGGUGCCAAUGUCCACCUGGCAAAAUGAGAGCCAGGUGUCAGCAAGGUAACAAUGGCUGCAGGGUCACCUUGUCCGUCCAGGCACUAACUAAGCUACACUAUGAAAGCAGAUGUGGUGCCAAGGAAUAUAAUUCAGUGGGCAUUGUUUAUAACACUUUCUUCUUAAAUACGGCUUUAAUAAUAUGAAAGUACACACUCUUGUUGAACUGUAUAGCAAAUAGCCUACCGAAGGGUAAAAAAAAAUUGAAAACAAAAACAAAGAAUUAUUGAUGCAAACUCUUGACGAGGAGCAAAUUUUGAAAUAACUUUGGCUAACUUUUGCAAAACCACCCCAAAUUGUGUGUUGGGGAUGUCUAAUUAUAAGAACUGAAAAGUUUUAUAUUUUCUCCAACUUUCAGAAGCCCAUUGAAAGCUGGAAGAAAACUGAGAGACAAAAAGGAAAAUAUGGUCUUUGUUUAAAGCUAUAAAACUUUCUUGGGGCGCCUGGGCGACUUAGUGUCCGACUUCAGUUCAGGUCAUGAUGUCACGGCUUGUGGGUU
This is a messenger RNA of Felis catus (domestic cat), 1112 nucleotides long. Its product is annotated as multiple epidermal growth factor-like domains protein 6. Gene Ontology annotation, molecular function: scavenger receptor activity. Bases 181 to 759 code for a protein of 192 amino acids. The record is from RefSeq and is a predicted model, not a curated record. Lineage: Eukaryota; Metazoa; Chordata; Mammalia; Carnivora; Felidae. The transcript is spliced from 6 exons.